GUAUCAAAUGCAAAAGUCGUGUCUGGGUCUGGAAGAAUGCAGAUUUUUGUCAUGCUGUUUUUGCAUGACGCAAAAUGUCUGUCAUGGAAGCCCUAGCAUCACAGAUUUCGAGAAGCUUCCGCAUUGCUUAAUCCGCAUGACAAAUCCCUCAUUUUGGUGACAG
This is a messenger RNA of Amoebophrya sp. A120, 163 nucleotides long. NCBI's taxonomy places the organism in Eukaryota, Dinophyceae, Syndiniales, Amoebophryaceae. The record is from the annotation of a GenBank genome assembly.